Messenger RNA from Polyodon spathula (Mississippi paddlefish), 3280 nucleotides. RefSeq names its product C-type mannose receptor 2-like. The record is from RefSeq and is a predicted model, not a curated record. Bases 274 to 2145 code for a protein of 623 amino acids. The transcript is spliced from 8 exons. Lineage: Eukaryota; Metazoa; Chordata; Actinopteri; Acipenseriformes; Polyodontidae.
CUCACUUGAGGAAGCUUUUAUUGAUUAACUGAUUUAUUAACCCUACCCUUUCCAUUUGUGUGUUGCAUAGACUAUAUUUCUUUUUAAAAUUACUGUAGGGGUAACACAUUAACAAAUAUACAACAGCUACUGCAGAACAAAAGCCAUGUGAGCACAUGGGGAAGGUGGGCUGUCUGAAUUGUCUUGUUUGGCCAGUCCGCAGCCACUCGAAGCUUAACCUGCACUGAGGUGAUUAAUAGAAAGUCUUCUCUUUCUAACGCAGAGUCUGCUCUGAUGGGGGAGAGAGGGCUGCUUAUCCUUCUGCUUGCAGGGUUUUGUGUGCCCACAUCCAACCACAUCAUUAAACACGUGUUUGUGAACACUCUGAAGAGCUGGUCUGAAGCUCAGCGCUACUGUAGAGAGAAUCACACAGACCUGGCCACUGUGCGCAGCCAGGAAGAAGCAAAGCAGCUUUUAAAUAUUCCAGGAGCGUCUCUCAGUGAUGCUGCCUGGAUCGGGCUAUAUCGUGAUGACAUGCAGAACUGGCAGUGGUCUAACAGAGAUGAUGUCAUCUAUAGCUACUGGAGGGCAGACUUCUUCUGUGCUUCAAUCAAUUCAGAGAGACAUUGGGAGGACAGAGUCUGCUUUGAGAAGAAAGCUUUCAUAUGCUACAAUGAGACCAGCAACAUCACUGAGAGAUACACCCUGAUUGAAGUGCUGAAAACCUGGACUGAAGCUCAGCAGUACUGUAGAGAACACCACACCGACCUCGUCAGUAUAAAGAACGCCAGUGAAAAUGAAGACCUAGUGAAGAAAGCGCAGGGCGUGCCCUUCUGGAUAGGCUUGUUCAAUGUGCCCUGGAAGUGGUCACACCAGGGAGAUAACUACACGUUUCACAACUGGGCCAGUGGGGACCCAGACAACCGGAGAGGCAGUGAGAACUGUGUGGUGAUGAGUAAGAGUGGUGGGUGGUAUGAUACUGCCUGCAGCACUCUGCGCCCUUCCUUCUGCUGCGAGGGCAGCUCCUCUGGUCAAUGUUUCUAUGAAGGAACUAAGAAGACAUGGCUGGAAGCUCAGAGCUACUGCAGAAACCAAGGCAAAGAUCUGCCCACCAUACAAGACCAGGCCAGGGUUAAUAAGCUUGUAAAUCUUAUACCUUCAACUACAGAGACGCAUUUCUGGAUCGGGCUGCAUCAUGACAAAGAGAGCUGGCAGUGGUCCAAUGGAGAUGAUGUCAUCUACUCCAACUGGAGAGCAGACCUCUUCUGUGCUUCAAUCAAUUCUGAUGGAGAGUGGGAGGAUUCAGUCUGCAGUGCGACGAAAGCUUUUAUGUGCUACAAAGAGACCAGCAACAUCAUUGAGAGAUACACCCUGAUUCAAGAACUGAAAACCUGGACUGAAGCUCAGCAGUACUGUAGAGAACACCACAUCGACCUCGUCAGUAUAAAGAACGCCAGUGAAAAUGAAGACCUAGUGAAGAAAGCGCAGGGUGUGCCCUUCUGGAUAGGCUUGUUCAAUGAGCCCUGGAAGUGGUCACACCAGGGGGAUAACUACACAUUUCACACCUGGGGCAGUAGGGACCCAGACAACCGGGGAGGCAGUGAGAACUGUGUGGUGAUGAGUAAGAGUGGCGAAUGGAAUGACAGUAGCUGCAACUCUCAGUUCCCCUUCUUCUGCUAUGAUGAUGCAAUCCCCUCAGACCCUCCUUCAGCGCCGCUCUCUGAAGAAGCAGAAUCCUCGAGCCCCCCUUCCACUCCGGUCUCUCAAGCAGGCACUCCAGUCCCUGAGGCGCUCCACCUGAUCUCUCACAGUAUGGUCUGGCCGGAGGCUUGGCAGUACUGCAAGGAUCGCUACACUGACCUAGUGAGCCUCACAGGCCUGGCUGCACAGAACAGAGUGUCGGAGCUCGUCAGGAACAGCACUGCGUCCCGAUUCUGGAUCGGCCUGCACAGAACCGUCGUGUAUGAUAACUGGUACUGGGUUGCUGGUAAGGAUAAGAGGGCCCCCCUAAACUACACUAACUGGGCCCCUGGGGAGCCCAACAAUCCUUACUAUGAGCACUGUGGGGAGAUGGUGCUGGGGGAGGAUGGGGGGGCUGAGUGGAAUGAUCUGUGCUGUUAUGAAAAGCUCCCCUUUAUCUGUUUCAGAGAAUAUCAACACCUCUAAAAGUGGUUCUAAAACUCUCUAGUUGGGACCCCCUUUAAAGACAUUUUCUUUUACAAAAAUACUGAUAAAUGAUAGAGCUAUUUAACUUUUAAUAAAGUAACUAGAAGUGUUGUGUCUGACAGAGUUUGCAAUGCCAUGUCUGCUCUCUAUAAAGAGCUGCUGUAAUGCACAGGAGCCAUUGCGAAUGGCAGGUCUGCUUGUGAUGCAGUCACUUGAAACGUUCCUGUGAACCACCAGGGGGUCCCAACCCCUAGAGGACCACUGUCUCCACAGAACCCAGAGCUUGACUAUAGGAGUAAUACACCAAAAUACUAUAGAAGAAAAUCUUUAAUGAUCUACAUUAUUCUGAUAUUUCAUUGUACUUGUUUACUAUCCUGUUGUGUGUGUUGUGUGUGAUUCUCUAUUGUUUCAAAUAAGAGCAUUAUCUGCUGUGCUGACUACCUACUCCAGCAAAAUGCCUCCUGAAAAAACCUUGGUUAGCAGUCCUCUUAAUACAGGAUACACUGUUAAGGGGAGAAGCACAGAGUGGGGGAAUGGGGCAACUUGAUAAUCUCAUUAUUCCUACUUUGAUCUUUUUUUCUUUUAAAAACAAAAAUGAUUUUAAUGUUUAACUAGUUUUUACAUAUUUAAGAAAGUGUGUUUGUAGUCUGGGCCUGUAGAUGUCAUCAGCACUAGCAUCACAAAAACUCCACUUGGAAAAGAAAAUCUUUUCUCUUCCUUGUUUGCACUCCUGUGCUGCUUCCCUGAGCUAUAGCAGAGCUGAGAUUCAUAACCCCCUGCUGCUGUAGGUAGUGGCAGCAGUGUGCCUGUUUAGUGCACAUUAGAGUGACAAAGAGAGUGGCCAGAAAGCUUCAAGGAGGGAGGAAGCUUGUGUGCCUGCCUGCCUGCCUGCAGCUAAAACUACCUGCCUCUCGGGAAUGCAAACAAACUGGACAGCCAACAGGGCCUGGUUUCUGAUGAAGCAGAUUGCACCUCAUGCUAAACUGUUGAGGAAUGCAGUAAAGAGACGCACUGUAAUUCUAUUUUAAUAUGAUGCUACAACUUCAACCAAACUAAACAGGACAUGUGUAAUAUACUGAGUGAGUCCUGUCUCACUUUAUUUGCCAUUAUAAAAUGAAUAAAGAGUUGAACCAGU